UGCUUUCAUACCGUUUGUCUUUUUUCAUUGAUACAAAAGUUGGAAUAUUUGAACAAACAUUGGCCAACUCGAGGGCCGGUUUUAUUUGGAAGCAAUUAUGGCAACACCUCUCUCGAUUCUUCUUCCCUCCGUCGAGUCCCCCAUCAACCCAACUCCCCUCUUUCAUCUCCCACUCCCUUUCGACAUCAAAGAAGACCAAGCUGAAAUCGACCGCGAGUCCGUGCGUCCGAUUCUAGAAUGGCAGAUUGGGCCGGCGUUGGAUAGGUUGGGUUCCGAGCCGAGGCGGGUUUGGAGGUUGUACAGUCGUCUCUGUGAAGGCGGUUCACAGAUGGCGAGUGUAACAAAGAAUGCUUUGAAGAGUAUUUGUGGUGUUGACAUUGAUGAUGAGGUGAGUGCAGCUCUGAUCGUUUCCGCAUAUCGGCUAACAUCAGAUGAUCCAACGACGAUAGAAGACUUUAUUCUCGACAUCAAGGGAGGCCUCAACCCCACCCGUUUCGAUCUAGUGCGCGAUACAUACCGCCUCAUUUCGAAAGCAGCUAGCAACCCCAAGCAAUUCGUUAAAACCGCCAAAGCCCUCUUCAAUCCCCUCGGCCAUCCCCGAUCAACGGAACUCGGUGCGGAUAAAAUAUUGCAAGAGUUUUGCACAUACUGGGCGAGUAACCCAUCAGAAGGCGUGGAGAUGAUUGAGUGGGAGUAUUACUAUGCGGGGAUAUCGGCGGGAUUUGAAUCGGAUGAGCGGUUUGAGAGGAUGAUGUUUGGGUGCUGGCCGGGUCUGGAGAAAAAGGAAGAUGGGAGUCAGGAGAGUAAAACUGGAGAUGCGGGGAGAAGGACAGAUUUGGAGCUGGCAAGAUGUGAGGUGAUGAGAGAUAAGAGAAAGCUUGCGGGUCGUGUGAAACUGUUGGAGGCAUUGGUGAACGAUUCUCGCACCUUUCGAUCAGCCCUCGACCUCUGUCUUUUGCGACAUCCCCCACCUCCUUCCCCACCUGCUCAGCAACCGCUUUGGACGCGAACCUACCUUUGCAACAUCAUAUCCCAAAUGUAUGCACUGGUUGGGUACACCAUCUCCACUACUGACGAAGAUGAACAACUUAUCAACAGUCUCUAUCGGAGAGUACUAAAGGAAGCUGGAUUCAGAGGGCUUGAAGUCAAUGGGAAGGGGGGUGCAGGAGGAGGUGGGGUCAUGGAGUUGGAAACGAGUCUGCGGAAUGCGUUACGGAGAGAGUGCAACUUUUUAGAGUACAGAAUUGUGGCCAGGGUCGCGCAGAUGUGAUCUUCAAAUCCACUUGGCCUUUUACUGCUUUUGUUUCUGCAUAGAGAAGAUGUGGGUGGAAGUUGAAGCGUAUCGCAGUAGGUAAAGGGAAGGAUAAUAGGGGACGACAAGGAAGACACUAAUGGAUUUGCGACACGCUGACGAACCCAGAAUAUUAUUCAAGCUUUGAAGAAUACCAGGAUAAUAGUCCACAUAUAGUUUCGCUCUCGUUUCUAUACAUUUUGAUGCCACAUAUACAGCCGGUCACAUAUUUUC
Molecule: messenger RNA, 1525 nt
Organism: Spizellomyces punctatus DAOM BR117
Lineage: Eukaryota; Fungi; Chytridiomycota; Chytridiomycetes; Spizellomycetales; Spizellomycetaceae
Exons: 5
Coding region: 98-1270 (390 amino acids)
Source: RefSeq, a predicted model, not a curated record